UUUGUGAGCGUGUGUCUGUGUGCAAUGUGGAUCCAUGAAGCAGGAGGCGCGUCUCAUUCUCAGAUUGAGUGUACAAGAUCUGCUCAAUUAUAACACAGUGUGCUUCUGCAACUCGCUCUGCGCAGGCAUGACUGAGGCUCUGUGGGGACUGGACGGAACCAGGCAGGCUACUGUCUAUAUUUAUCACAAUUAGGAACACUGGUGAAAAAGUUGUCUACCUUGUGAUAUUCCAUCUAUCAUUCAUCAUGUUUGUAUGGUCCUACUGGAAGACCAUUUUCUCAAAACCAGCCAAUCCAUCCAAAGAGUUCUGUUUGCCCAAAGCAGAUAAAGAGCAGUAUGAGAGAGAAGAAAGGCCAGAGGCACAGCAAGAAAUCCUCAAGAGAGUAGCUCAAGACUUGCCUCUCUACACCAGGACAGGCACCGGAGCUGUACGGUACUGUGACAGGUGUCAAGUAAUAAAACCUGAUCGAUGUCACCAUUGCUCUGCAUGUGAUAUGUGUGUUCUGAAAAUGGAUCAUCAUUGUCCUUGGGUGAAUAACUGUGUUGGAUUUUCAAACUAUAAGUUCUUCGUCCUGUUUCUGGCAUAUUCAUUGAUCUACUGUUUGUUCAUUGCUGCCACAGUGCUGCAGUAUUUCAUUAAGUUCUGGGCACUUUGCCGCAGGAAAGCUGCAGAGAAUUGUCCAAAGAGUGAACUUCCAGACUCUCACGCCAAAUUCCACGUGCUGUUUCUGUUUUUUGUGGCGGCCAUGUUCUUCAUCAGUAUUCUGUCCCUGUUCAGCUACCACUGCUGGCUCGUUGGUAAGAACAGAUCUACCAUAGAAGCUUUCCGUGGACCUGUGUUCAGAAAUGGUCCGGAUAGAAAUGGGUUUUCACUUGGGUUCAGCAAGAACCUGAAGGAAGUGUUUGGAGAUGAGAAGAAGUACUGGCUGGUGCCCGUGUUUACAAGCUUGGGGGAUGGAUCUACUUUCCCAACACGACUGGUCAGUCUGGAUCCAGAGCAGCCUACUAUAGACGUCCAACCAGAAUCUGCUAAAAGUGUUGCAGAUGGGCAUUCCUGUGCCACAAGGCCCCUAAGUGAGUCCCAGAACCGGCUUCUGGGGAACGACCAGCAUUCUACGGAGGAUGGAUUGGAUGCAGACCACCUUAAAUUCGACGCAAAAAACAAUGUCACAGUUUCCGUGGAAAGUGAAUCUUAGUUCGUCAAUUCAAGCUGUGGUGAAUAUGAAGUUGCUGGAAUGGAUAUUUCUCAAGUACUAACGGUUCACAGAGGAUACACGGGGGUUAAAUCAGUGGUGUCCAACCUUUUACGGUCCAGUGAAACAUCGGCCACUGUUAAAAGUAGUAGAUGACUGUCCAGCGCGCGUGUGUGUGUGUGUCUCUCUCUCUCUCUCUAUCAAUCUAUCUGUCUGUCAUGUGGGUCACAUGGUUUCAUCUAUGUUAACGUGUUGCCUAGUAAAUAUAGGGCUGAUUUCAAAUGUGGAGCAAGUAGGUAACUGGCUUCAAACUUGGGGAGUUUUUUUUAAUUUAUUUUUAUAAAUGGAUUGAGCCGUUCUUGCUUUUAAAAUUCAUGGAAUAACUAGGAAGGCAUGACUCCACCCCUCACGCAGGUGAAAGAGAGGACACCUCUGUUCUAGAGCAGCCUUUCUGAACUGUCAGUGAAACCGCAGGGCUGCCUGGCUCUACCCCAUCUCUGUUUGCCUCAGCGUGGGCAGCACCACUCUGUAAACUCUGGCGUUGAAACUGGGCAGGGGCAUAAAGAACACUAAAACAUCCUUCCAUAGACCAUACAUUGAAUGCAGUGUAAUUCAGACCUCAGUGAAGUAGGAUUAUGGUUGCUCUUUAUUGUCGAGUUGUUUACAGAGUCGUCGUUUUUUUUUUUUGCAUAUUA
This is a messenger RNA of Polyodon spathula (Mississippi paddlefish), 1888 nucleotides long. RefSeq names its product zinc finger DHHC-type palmitoyltransferase 20b (gene zdhhc20b). Gene Ontology annotation, molecular function: protein-cysteine S-palmitoyltransferase activity. Lineage: Eukaryota; Metazoa; Chordata; Actinopteri; Acipenseriformes; Polyodontidae. The transcript is spliced from 14 exons. The record is from RefSeq and is a predicted model, not a curated record. Gene Ontology annotation, biological process: synaptic vesicle maturation; protein targeting to membrane; peptidyl-L-cysteine S-palmitoylation. Gene Ontology annotation, cellular component: Golgi apparatus; endoplasmic reticulum. The coding region runs from base 246 to 1196 and encodes 316 amino acids.